Messenger RNA from Perca flavescens (yellow perch), 1769 nucleotides. RefSeq names its product tRNA methyltransferase 10A (gene trmt10a). The transcript has 7 exons. The coding region runs from base 342 to 1244 and encodes 300 amino acids. NCBI's taxonomy places the organism in Eukaryota, Metazoa, Chordata, Actinopteri, Perciformes, Percidae. The record is from RefSeq and is a predicted model, not a curated record. Gene Ontology annotation, molecular function: tRNA binding; methyltransferase activity. Gene Ontology annotation, cellular component: nucleus; cytosol; nucleoplasm. Gene Ontology annotation, biological process: tRNA N1-guanine methylation.
CUCCUGAUAAAUCAUCCGUGGGGCGUCCCCCAUUCCUAUAGCAUAUGAAUGCAUCUUGUCGCGUUUAAAUGACAUCAUACGCGCGCCAACAUAACAUACGGUACAUGUGGAACUGUGGGGCUAAAUUGAACAGUUUAUUUAGUGGUUAGUCUAUUUUCUUUGUCUGUGGUUUGAUAUCCGGGCGGUGGCGCACUUUCCAGAGGUUUAAUACUUCGUGGAAUUAUAAAGAAGAGCUCUGCUUCUGUUAAAUGCUGCCAGUUAGCUUCCUGCAGAGAGCAGCCAGGACGCUAACAUCAACAGCUAGCUAGCCGGUUGACAGUCGUCGUCUGUGCUCUCCUCACAUGGCUGAUGACAGCGUGAAAGGUGAAGCCUCAGCCCAGCAGGACAAGGAUAACGGGCCUGACGAGAGCAGCCAGAAGACGGAGAGCUGUAAUAAUGGAGAGAACGCAGCAGGAAACCAAACGGUGUCCAAAAGGCAAAAGAAGAAGCUUCUGAAACAGCAGAAAUGGGAAGAAGAGAGAGAACUACGGAAGCAGAAACGAAAGGAGAGGAAGCAGCAGCGUCGGCUGCAGAGGCACAACCAUCCGGAGGAGCAGGGAGGAGAGGCCCAACACGGGAGGAAACGUCCCCGCAGAGAGGGGACGCCCAGCUCGCUGAGGCUGGUGGUGGACUGCAGCUUCGACAACCUCAUGCUGACCAAGGAUGUCCAGAAGCUUCACAAACAGAUCCAGCGCUGCUAUGCUGAGAACAGACGAGCCUCGCAUCCAGUGCAGGUGUAUCUGACCAGCCUGGGAGGACAGCUGAAACAGAGCAUGGAUGAAAAGGACAAAGGAUGGGUGAACUGGAAGGACAUCAGCAUCAAAACGGAGCACUACAGCCAAGUGGUGGCGAAGGAAGAGCUGGUGUACCUGACGUCGGACUCUCCCAACGUGCUGGAAGAGCUGGACCACACAAAGGCCUACGUGAUAGGAGGCCUGGUGGACCACAACCACCAUAAGGGGAUCACUUUUGAGAGGGCGACGGAGCUGGGGAUCGAUCACGCUCAGCUUCCUCUGAGCAGUUUUGUCAAGAUGAACAGUCGGAAGGUUCUGGCAGUCAAUCACGUGUUUGAGAUCAUCCUGGCCUACUUGGAAAAGGGCAGCUGGCAGGAGGCCUUCUUCACCGUCCUGCCUCAGAGGAAAGGAGCAGUGGCUGUCGACCAGGAAAAAGAAGAGGCAGAUUCAGACUCUGACCCCGGUCCCUGACACACCAGACCACGCUGAGAAAAGAGCCAAAAAACUUUGUUCAAAUGGACAACUUCAGGCAAAGUUGAUUCCUGGGGAAACCUAUGGAUGCUGAGGCUAUGCUCAAAAGAGGGAUGUGUUAACAAAGCAUCUGUUUCUUUGUAAUUCAAAUGGCUUUUUUUUUUUUUUUUUUUUUUUUUUUUUUUUUAAACCAGCUAUUUAUUGAAAUGUUUAUUUUGUGCCUCCUGUAAUGGGUAAUAACUUAGUUGAACAGCUAAUGGAAAGUUCAAUUUUGCUACAACUAUUGGCAGAAUAUAUGUUAUUAUUACAGAAAAUGUUUUUUUUCCUUUUUAGCAAGAAGCUCAAGCUGUCAGCCUGGUGCUUAAUCUAUUCAUUUAAAAAAAAGUUUUAAAGCAGGAUAAAGUCCCAACAUGAGCAUUAUUGUCACUGGCCCUGGAAUUCUUGGAAAAGAUUAACGGUGUGUCUAUUUGCCCCCCCGGUACAAAUAGCCUCGGCCACACAGCUGAGCUAUUUACACCCUGUGAU